AUGGGAGGCGUUUUUUGCGAUGUUGCCAGGGACGGUAGGACUUUAUCUGUCGCAAACAUCGAUGGUUCGACUGUAUCUAUCUAUCCUUUGUCGUCGCAUGGCAUUAUUGGCGACGCUACUUUUGUCUUCAAGUACAAUCUCACCAAUCCAGGGCCAGGAACAAACGAGUCGCAGAUCCAGAGCAAUCCACAUGCUGCUGCUUUCGAUCCUACUGGAGAAUACAUGAUAGUACCGGACCGAGGCGCAGAUCAUGUCUACGUCUACCAUAUCGACGGACCAGAACGAGUAACUCAGAUUAACAACAUCACCCUCGAGCCAGGAACGGGACCUCGCCAUGUCACAUUCCGAAAGUUCAAUCGUACGCGAACAUUUAUGUAUCUUGUUAGCGAGCUGGAUAACACGGUCAGAGUAUUCGCUCUCGACGGCGUCAACAACGAUAGCCGUGGCCCUCCACAUUCGUCCUUGAGCAUCACCCUGGUCCAAAUUAUCUCAACCCUUGGCCCUGGCUCAAACCGCUCAGAGCCAAACAAUAUCAACCUGGCCGCGGAAGUGGCCCUCUCGAACGAUGGGAUGUUUGCUUAUGUGUCCAACCGUAAUACAGUAUCGUACAGCACAGACACACUGGCCAUCUAUUCAGUCCACCCGGAUGAGUUGGAGCAUCUGGUCUAUAUUGGGAGCACCCCAACCUACGGCAAAAUUCCAAGACAUUUCUCGCUUUCUCCCGAAAAUCGGUUUAUUGCAGUCGCCAACGAAGUAUCCAACAAUGUGAUUAUAUUAGAACGCAACCAAACAUCUGGACUUGUGAACUCAAUGGUCGGGAACGUGACCCUGGGUGAGUUUGAUGUUACACAAAACAAUGGACCGAUGGCUGUGGUUUGGGAUAGCAACUUCAAAAACUAUCUUUAA
Trichoderma breve is the source of this 906-nucleotide messenger RNA. RefSeq names its product lactonase, 7-bladed beta-propeller domain-containing protein. Gene Ontology annotation, molecular function: 6-phosphogluconolactonase activity; protein binding. Lineage: Eukaryota; Fungi; Ascomycota; Sordariomycetes; Hypocreales; Hypocreaceae. The transcript is spliced from 2 exons. The record is from RefSeq and is a predicted model, not a curated record. Bases 1 to 906 code for a protein of 301 amino acids.